UGCUCGGUCGGCCGGCGGCCGCUGCCGAGGCGGGCCGGCGGGAGGAGCCGCACGGUGCGGCUGUGGCGGGCGGGUGCUCCGGCCCCAUGGGCAGCCGGGCGGCGGACGGCGCGGGCAGCGAGCGGCCCGCAGAUGGUGGUGCGGAAGCACUUGGUGAGGAAUCAGGGCGGUUUACCAGAGAACAGCUAUUUACACUGGCUGCGACAGCUUCCAUAAACUUCAGUUCAAUGGUGUGCUACUCAAUCCUGGGACCCUUUUUCCCUACAGAGGCAGAAAAAAAAGGUGCCAGUAACACCAUUGUUGGCCUGAUUUUUGGAUGUUUUGCUUUGUUCAAUUUCUUGUCUUCUUUAAUCUUGGGAAAUUAUCUUACACGUAUUGGAGCAAAAUUCAUGUUUGUGGCAGGGAUGUUUGUUUCAGGAUGUGUGACCAUUCUGUUUGGAAUGCUGGACAAGGUGCCAAGUGGACCAAUGUUCAUUGGUUUUUGCUUUUUAGUAAGAGCAAUUGAUGCAAUAAGUUUUGCAGCAGCAAUGACAGCAUCGUUUUCAAUCCUUGCAAAAGCAUUUCCCACUAAUAUAGCUACUGUCCUGGGCAGCCUUGAAAUUUUCUCAGGACUUGGAAUGGUGCUGGGCCCACCUUUAGGUGGCUUCUUGUAUCAAUCAUUUGGUUAUGAGGUCCCUUUCAUUACCCUGGGAUGUAUAGUGUUGGUUUUCGUGCCUAUGAAUAUGUGCAUAUUGCCAAAAUAUGAUUCAAUCCCUAGCAAGGAAUCCUUUUGGAAGCUUAUACUUCUACCAAAAGUCUUAGUACUCUGUCUCACUAUAUUUUCUCUAAGUGCAUGUUUGGGCUUUUUGGAUCCCACAAUAUCUCUAUUUAUUCUAAAGAAGUUCAAGCUCCCAACUGGUUAUGUGGGCUUGGUGUUCCUUGGUUUGGCACUCUCGUAUUCCCUGUCUUCUCCCCUCCUUGGACUUGUAAGCGACAAACUGCCAUACACCAGGAAGUGGCUGCUGAUAGCUGGAGGCUUACUGACAGCACUGUGCUUUUUCAUGUUAGGACCUGCUCCAGUAUUGCACAUUGAAAGUCAGCUGUGGAUGUUUGUGCUAGUGCUGGUUUUGAUUGGCUUUUCCCUUGGCAUGAGUGCUAUUCCAGUGUUUCCAGAGGUACUGCAAUGUGCACAUGAGAAUGGAUUUGAAGAAGGUCUGAGUCUGCUGGGACUGGUGUCUGGACUCUUCAAUGCCAUGUGGUCUCUUGGGGCGUUUGCAGGUCCCAUUCUGGGAGGAUUUCUAAAUGAAAGUCUGGGUUUUGAAUGGGCUGCAGCCAUCCAGGGAGGAUUGGCACUGUUAAGUGGGCUUACAACUGGAAUAUUCUAUAUCAUUGAGGCAACAAGGAAAAGUUCCAGUUCCAACCUGCAAAAUCCUCCUGGUAAUAAUGAAGAAAGAACUCAUCUCAUGGGCAGUGAAACAUAGCCAGACAUACUUUCAAUUCUCAGUUUACUAUUGUGGUUUAACCUAGUAUUGAGGUGACUGGACUUAACAGUGCUUCAUUAUUCUGGAGCUGGGACAUGAUCCCUUAUUGAACAACCAGUUGUGGUUUAAUUGUAGCUGCAUUACUGUUUUGAAAUACUAAACACUGACUGCCUUUCUUUUGGAAGUUCUCAUAAGUGAUGAGUAACCCUCAGCUGUCAGCCUGUGUGAUUGUGUUCCAUGUACAGUGCACCACUGUAUGUGAAGAGAUGUGUUUUCAGAUUCUGGUUUCUAUACUCAUGCAUGCUGUGCAUUAUUCUUGGGUAAAGCUACUAUUUUACUACCAUGAUUUUCUGUACCUUUUUAAGGGAAGUUCGUUAUCUUGUAAUACUGUAACUGAUAACAUAAAACAUUAAGACAGAAUCUGAAAUUACAAAGCAUUACAAAGCACAAUAUUAUUUUCAAUAAAGCAACUUUUUUCCUAA
Myiozetetes cayanensis is the source of this 1942-nucleotide messenger RNA. It is a transcript of the gene SLC18B1, whose product is annotated as solute carrier family 18 member B1. The record is from RefSeq and is a predicted model, not a curated record. Gene Ontology annotation, biological process: transmembrane transport; chloride transport. The transcript has 14 exons. Gene Ontology annotation, cellular component: membrane. The coding region runs from base 87 to 1460 and encodes 457 amino acids. NCBI's taxonomy places the organism in Eukaryota, Metazoa, Chordata, Aves, Passeriformes, Tyrannidae. Gene Ontology annotation, molecular function: voltage-gated chloride channel activity.